Messenger RNA from Triticum dicoccoides, 1785 nucleotides. RefSeq lists its product as uncharacterized. The transcript is spliced from 14 exons. Bases 153 to 1217 code for a protein of 354 amino acids. NCBI's taxonomy places the organism in Eukaryota, Viridiplantae, Streptophyta, Magnoliopsida, Poales, Poaceae. The record is from RefSeq and is a predicted model, not a curated record.
AAAAAAUAAAAAUAAACCAAGAGAGAGAGAGGGAGGAAGGGCGGAAGGCGGAGUGGAGCGACCCCGAAUAACCCUAGCUUCUUCCUGGUCCUCGUCGUCGCCGUGGCCCUCCUACUCGCCAGCCACCCGGCCGGCGCCCCGAUCCCGCCGCCAUGGUGCUCGGCAAGAUCGCCAUCGUCAUCGGCUCAGGGAUCAUCGGAACCAUGGUCACCGGCGGCGACGGCAGCAAGCUUCCGGACCUCAGGGACGUGCUCUCCUUCUCCUUCAAGUUCAUGAAGCAGGACAAGAAGGAAGGCUCGUCCAACGCCUCGCCGCAGAACGACCUCUUGUUGUCUCAGGUCAACUAUCUCAGGGAUCAGCUCCAAGCAUUGUCCCGUGAGGCUCAAUGCCCGCAGAUUAUCAACGUCAAUGGCGGACCAGGCGCUGGUGCUUAUGGUUUAACUUUUAUUGCUGUUGGAGCCAUUGGCUAUUUAUACAUAAGAUGGAAGGGAUGGAAAAUUUCUGAUAUGAUGUUUGUCACCAAGCGUGGCUUGGCUGAUGCCUGCAACAUAGUUGGCAAACAAUUGGAUCAGGUUUCAGAAAGUGUUCAUGCUUCAAAAAAGCAUUUGGCUGGAAGGAUCGACCGAGUCGAUUGUAGUCUAGAUGAAUGCCACGAAAUUAUUGAAGCCACAGGGAAAGAGGUUACAGUCAUACAUGGAGAUCUAAGUGCCUUUCAGGAGGAAAUACAAUCAGUUCACCAUGUUGUCCGCACUCUGGAGACAAAGCUUGGACGCCUUGCAUAUACUCAAGAUCACACAACACGAGGAAUACAUGAGUUAUGUGAGUUCACUAAAAGAUUGGAUCGGAGUCCGAAAGCCGAUACUCUUAAGGUCACAGCAUCAACUCCUCUCCCUGCAAUCGAGUCUUCAGAAGGAAUUACUAGGACUGCUUCGUUGCCGUCAGGUUCAGAACCCGUGUCUCCUGUAGCUCAAUCACCUAGAGCAGAUCCACCUAAGGUUCUGCGUUCGUCUACAGCCAUAUCAGCAUCAGGACUGAGUAUGCUAGCUGGAACUACAGCAAUACCUAAAAGGGCUGUGAUCAACCGGGCAACUUCGAUGAAGGAAGGAGUGCCGACCCCCGAGGCCCCAAAGAACACUUCAAGCGCAGCAGCAGCAACCCUCAAGAGACCUGUUUCGGGUUCGAGCCGGUUCGGUUUCCUGCGGGGUUUCGCCAGUUGAGGGACAGGCGAACAGUGAUGAUAUACUACAUAUGGCACUGCCUUGCUGUGGUUUGUGCCAAAGGACAGCACGACAUCCCAGUAACCUUUUUUAUUACUUGUAACAUUUAUUAUCUAUCUAUCCAUCUAGCUAGAUAUGCAGGGCAGGUAAGGUAGUAGAAAAACAUGGCAGUGGGCAAAGGAAGGGGAAUUUGCUUUGCCAGACAAAUUUUUGUAGAAAGCAAAAUAUGUAUGGUGGAGAUACGAGGGGCGGUGAUAUGAUGGCAAGAGAUGCGUUACGUACACUGUCAUUUACUCGCAUGGUUAAUUUUGGCGAAGCAAGGAUGAUGCAUACGAGGUUUCUGAUCUCGAUGUCAAUGGAUAUUACAUGUAGCCGCAUCUGGAAGAUGCGGAUGAAAACAGUGUCUUGUUCGAGUCUAGCGAGUCAUGUAGCAGGGGACUGCUACUGUUUUAAGCAUGGGCAAGCAAGAAUGUUGCUGAUAAGAAAAGGAGACCUGGUAGCUGGUGGUGUUGCUCUACCACCAUUCUGUUGCUGAUGCUUUGCACCAUGAAUAAAAUCAAUCUGCUUA